AUGGCCCCUGCCCUGCCCAGUGGGUCCAGCACCGGGCCACCGGUGUCCACGGGAGCCGCCACCAGCUGGCCAGCUUCCUCCGGGCCACAGCCCCACUCUGCCGGACUGGCCGGGGAGCGCACCACCGCGCCUACUCACUUCUCUUCUGCCCCGGCCUGGACCUCGGCGUCCUCCGCCUCCUCCUCCUCCUCCUCCUCCUCCUCCUCGGCCUUGCCCGGGGCCAGCGUGGACACCACCAGCCCUGACCUGGGAUCCGGCUCCACUGUCUCGCACCGCUCCGCCAUGACUGUGACCACCCCAGGAAGCGCAAGCCCGCCCAUCUCGUCCACCUCCACAGCCAGAUCUGCCACCACCCCUCAGGAGGACACGCGGACCAGUGCCCCCGGGACGCCGGCUACUGUACAGACCAGCCCCUUGCAGAAAACUGGCGCGCACACCGCCACGGCCUCCCUCACCGCCACAGUCAUGGCCACGGCCACCCCCGUGGCCACGGCCACGGAAAGCUCCUACCCCGAGGUAACCUCCCGGGGGACAGGGGCCACUCAGAUCCCCACCUCGGCACGGGCGUCCACUCUGGGACUCACCUCCACAGACGCACCGGGGCUCGCCACCUCCAGCGCGGGCACACCGCUCGGUCCAGCCGGCACCUCCAGCCCUGGGACCGCGCCUCAGCCGAGCUCCCCAGCCAGCAGCCCCCCGGACAGUCCCACCACCGCCCUGGCACCGGCCGACAGCUGGCACUUCACGGAUGGCCUUGCGGAAUCAACGCACACGCCGGAGUCGCUUCCCUCGGGCACAGCUUCUGGCAGCGUGACGGCCACACUAACGCCCCCUCUGCGGGAAGGCAGCCCUGGCCCCACCCAGGUGCCCACCAGCACCACCAGCUCCAGUGCUGCUGGGCCAUCCACUCCCCGAGGACACAGCACCCCCGAGACGGGUCCGCCAGCCUCCCUCCUCACCGUCACACCACAGCAGGGCUCAGCCUGGCCAACCACGGGUUCCCACCCCGCUGACACCUCAAACCCCACGUCCAUGCCCAGCACACCUUCCAGCGCACCCCCGGGGCCCGCCACCACCCUCACGCCAACCCUUCCCACGUCCCAGGACACGACCCGGGCCUCUCUGGAGGCCACCUCCGCGUUUGGCCUCACCGGGCCGUCCCUGUCCCCCACGGCCCCCGCCACGGUGACCCCGUCGGCCUCCUGGCAGGACAGCCGGUCCACACCGGCACUCAUGGCGUCCUCACCGGGUUCAGGCUCGCCAGCCCACCCCCUUGCCACGGAGGCCACCGCCCACACGGUAUCCGGCCGAGCCACAGAGAACGGCACUGUCCUAGGGACGCCGACCAGGCCCUCUACCCCACCGGGCACAGCGUCCCCCGGGCUCUCCAGCACGGCCAGCUCCUCGUCCGGCACCAUGGCCCCUGCCCUGCCCAGUGGGUCCAGCACCGGGCCACCGGUGUCCACGGGAGCCGCCACCAGCUGGCCAGCUUCCUCCGGGCCACAGCCCCACUCUGCCGGACUGGCCGGGGAGCGCACCACCGCGCCUACUCACUUCUCUUCUGCCCCGGCCUGGACCUCGGCGUCCUCCGCCUCCUCCUCCUCCUCCUCCUCCUCCUCCUCGGCCUUGCCCGGGGCCAGCGUGGACACCACCAGCCCUGACCUGGGAUCCGGCUCCACUGUCUCGCACCGCUCCGCCAUGACUGUGACCACCCCAGGAAGCGCAAGCCCGCCCACCUCGUCCACCUCCACAGCCAGAUCUGCCACCACCCCUCAGGAGGACACGCGGACCAGUGCCCCCGGGACGCCGGCUACUGUACAGACCAGCCCCUUGCAGAAAACUGGCGCGCACACCGCCACGGCCUCCCUCACCGCCACAGUCAUGGCCACGGCCACCCCCGUGGCCACAGCCACGGAAAGCUCCUACCCCGAGGUAACCUCCCGGGGGACAGGGGCCACUCAGAUCCCCACCUCGGCACGGGCGUCCACUCUGGGACUCACCUCCACAGACGCACCGGGGCUCGCCACCUCCAGCGCGGGCACACCGCUCGGUCCAGCCGGCACCUCCAGCCCUGGGACCGCGCCUCAGCCGAGCUCCCCAGCCAGCAGCCCCCCGGACAGUCCCACCACCGCCCUGGCACCGGCCGACAGCUGGCACUUCACGGAUGGCCUUGCGGAAUCAACGCACACGCCGGAGUCGCUUCCCUCGGGCACAGCUUCUGGCAGCGUGACGGCCACACUAACGCCCCCUCUGCGGGAAGGCAGCCCUGGCCCCACCCAGGUGCCCACCAGCACCACCAGCUCCAGUGCUGCUGGGCCAUCCACUCCCCGAGGACACAGCACCCCCGAGACGGGUCCGCCAGCCUCCCUCCUCACCGUCACACCACAGCAGGGCUCAGCCUGGCCAACCACGGGUUCCCACCCCGCUGACACCUCAAACCCCACGUCCAUGCCCAGCACACCUUCCAGCGCACCCCCGGGGCCCGCCACCACCCUCACGCCAACCCUUCCCACGUCCCAGGACACGACCCGGGCCUCUCUGGAGGCCACCUCCGCGUUUGACCUCACCGGGCCGUCCCUGUCCCCCACGGCCCCCGCCACGGUGACCCCGUCGGCCUCCUGGCAGGACAGCCGGUCCACACCGGCACUCAUGGCGUCCUCACCGGGUGCAGGCUCGCCAGCCCACCCCCUUGCCACGGAGGCCACCGCCCACACGGUAUCCGGCCGAGCCACAGAGACCGGCACUGUCCUAGGGACGCCGACCAGGCCCUCUACCCCACCGGGCACAGCGUCCCCCGGGCUCUCCAGCACGGCCAGCUCCUCGUCCGGCACCAUGGCCCCUGCCCUGCCCAGUGGGUCCAGCACCGGGCCACCGGUGUCCACGGGAGCCGCCACCAGCUGGCCAGCUUCCUCCGGGCCACAGCCCCACUCUGCCGGACUGGCCGGGGAGCGCACCACCGCGCCUACUCACUUCUCUUCUGCCCCGGCCUGGACCUCGGCGUCCUCCGCCUCCUCCUCCUCCUCCUCCUCCUCCUCCUCCUCGGCCUUGCCCGGGGCCAGCGUGGACACCACCAGCCCUGACCUGGGAUCCGGCUCCACUGUCUCGCACCGCUCCGCCAUGACUGUGACCACCCCAGGAAGCGCAAGCCCGCCCAUCUCGUCCACCUCCACAGCCAGAUCUGCCACCACCCCUCAGGAGGACACGCGGACCAGUGCCCCCGGGACGCCGGCUACUGUACAGACCAGCCCCUUGCAGAAAACUGGCGCGCACACCGCCACGGCCUCCCUCACCGCCACAGUCAUGGCCACGGCCACCCCCGUGGCCACGGCCACGGAAAGCUCCUACCCCGAGGUAACCUCCCGGGGGACAGGGGCCACUCAGAUCCCCACCUCGGCACGGGCGUCCACUCUGGGACUCACCUCCACAGACGCACCGGGGCUCGCCACCUCCAGCGCGGGCACACCGCUCGGUCCAGCCGGCACCUCCAGCCCUGGGACCGCGCCUCAGCCGAGCUCCCCAGCCAGCAGCCCCCCGGACAGUCCCACCACCGCCCUGGCACCGGCCGACAGCUGGCACUUCACGGAUGGCCUUGCGGAAUCAACGCACACGCCGGAGUCGCUUCCCUCGGGCACAGCUUCUGGCAGCGUGACGGCCACACUAACGCCCCCUCUGCGGGAAGGCAGCCCUGGCCCCACCCAGGUGCCCACCAGCACCACCAGCUCCAGUGCUGCUGGGCCAUCCACUCCCCGAGGACACAGCACCCCCGAGACGGGUCCGCCAGCCUCCCUCCUCACCGUCACACCACAGCAGGGCUCAGCCUGGCCAACCACGGGUUCCCACCCCGCUGACACCUCAAACCCCACGUCCAUGCCCAGCACACCUUCCAGCGCACCCCCGGGGCCCGCCACCACCCUCACGCCAACCCUUCCCACGUCCCAGGACACGACCCGGGCCUCUCUGGAGGCCACCUCCGCGUUUGGCCUCACCGGGCCGUCCCUGUCCCCCACGGCCCCCGCCACGGUGACCCCGUCGGCCUCCUGGCAGGACAGCCGGUCCACACCGGCACUCAUGGCGUCCUCACCGGGUGCAGGCUCGCCAGCCCACCCCCUUGGCACGGAGGCCACCGCCCACACGGUAUCCGGCCGAGCCACAGAGACCGGCACUGUCCUAGGGACGCCGACCAGGCCCUCUACCCCACCGGGCACAGCGUCCCCCGGGCUCUCCAGCACGGCCAGCUCCUCGUCCGGCACCAUGGCCCCUGCCCUGCCCAGUGGGUCCAGCACCGGGCCACCGGUGUCCACGGGAGCCGCCACCAGCUGGCCAGCUUCCUCCGGGCCACAGCCCCACUCUGCCGGACUGGCCGGGGAGCGCACCACCGCGCCUACUCACUUCUCUUCUGCCCCGGCCUGGACCUCGGCGUCCUCCUCCUCCUCCUCCUCCUCCUCGGCCUUGCCCGGGGCCAGCGUGGACACCACCAGCCCUGACCUGGGAUCUGGCUCCACUGUCUCGCACCGCUCCGCCAUGACUGUGACCACCCCAGGAAGCGCAAGCCCGCCCACCUCGUCCACCUCCACAGCCAGAUCUGCCACCACCCCUCAGGAGGACACGCGGACCGGUGCCCCCGGGACGCCGGCUACUGUACAGACCAGCCCCUUGCAGAAAACUGGCGCGCACACCGCCACGGCCUCCCUCACCGCCACAGUCAUGGCCACGGCCACCCCCGUGGCCACAGCCACGGAAAGCUCCUACCCCGAGGUAACCUCCCGGGGGACAGGGGCCACUCAGAUCCCCACCUCGGCACGGGCGUCCACUCUGGGACUCACCUCCACAGACGCACCGGGGCUCGCCACCUCCAGCGCGGGCACACCGCUCGGUCCAGCCGGCACCUCCAGCCCUGGGACCGCGCCUCAGCCGAGCUCCCCAGCCAGCAGCCCCCCGGACAGUCCCACCACCGCCCUGGCACCGGCCGACAGCUGGCACUUCACGGAUGGCCUUGCGGAAUCAACGCACACGCCGGAGUCGCUUCCCUCGGGCACAGCUUCUGGCAGCGUGACGGCCACACUAACGCCCCCUCUGCGGGAAGGCAGCCCUGGCCCCACCCAGGUGCCCACCAGCACCACCAGCUCCAGUGCUGCUGGGCCAUCCACUCCCCGAGGACACAGCACCCCCGAGACGGGUCCGCCAGCCUCCCUCCUCACCGUCACACCACAGCAGGGCUCAGCCUGGCCAACCACGGGUUCCCACCCCGCUGACACCUCAAACCCCACGUCCAUGCCCAGCACACCUUCCAGCGCACCCCCGGGGCCCGCCACCACCCUCACGCCAACCCUUCCCACGUCCCAGGACACGACCCGGGCCUCUCUGGAGGCCACCUCCGCGUUUGGCCUCACCGGGCCGUCCCUGUCCCCCACGGCCCCCGCCACGGUGACCCCGUCGGCCUCCUGGCAGGACAGCCGGUCCACACCGGCACUCAUGGCGUCCUCACCGGGUGCAGGCUCGCCAGCCCACCCCCUUGGCACGGAGGCCACCGCCCACACGGUAUCCGGCCGAGCCACAGAGACCGGCACUGUCCUAGGGACGCCGACCAGGCCCUCUACCCCACCGGGCACAGCGUCCCCCGGGCUCUCCAGCACGGCCAGCUCCUCGUCCGGCACCAUGGCCCCUGCCCUGCCCAGUGGGUCCAGCACCGGGCCACCGGUGUCCACGGGAGCCGCCACCAGCUGGCCAGCUUCCUCCGAGCCACAGCCCCACUCUGCCGGACUGGCCGGGGAGCGCACCACCGCGCCUACUCACUUCUCUUCUGCCCCGGCCUGGACCUCGGCGUCCUCCGCCUCCUCCUCCUCCUCCUCCUCCUCCUCCUCGGCCUUGCCCGGGGCCAGCGUGGACACCACCAGCCCUGACCUGGGAUCCGGCUCCACUGUCUCGCACCGCUCCGCCAUGACUGUGACCACCCCAGGAAGCGCAAGCCCGCCCACCUCGUCCACCUCCACAGCCAGAUCUGCCACCACCCCUCAGGAGGACACGCGGACCAGUGCCCCCGGGACGCCGGCUACUGUACAGACCAGCCCCUUGCAGAAAACUGGCGCGCACACCGCCACGGCCUCCCUCACCGCCACAGUCAUGGCCACGGCCACCCCCGUGGCCACGGCCACGGAAAGCUCCUACCCCGAGGUAACCUCCCGGGGGACAGGGGCCACUCAGAUCCCCACCUCGGCACGGGCGUCCACUCUGGGACUCACCUCCACAGACGCACCGGGGCUCGCCACCUCCAGCGCGGGCACACCGCUCGGUCCAGCCGGCACCUCCAGCCCUGGGACCGCGCCUCAGCCGAGCUCCCCAGCCAGCAGCCCCCCGGACAGUCCCACCACCGCCCUGGCACCGGCCGACAGCUGGCACUUCACGGAUGGCCUUGCGGAAUCAACGCACACGCCGGAGUCGCUUCCCUCGGGCACAGCUUCUGGCAGCGUGACGGCCACACUAACGCCCCCUCUGCGGGAAGGCAGCCCUGGCCCCACCCAGGUGCCCACCAGCACCACCAGCUCCAGUGCUGCUGGGCCAUCCACUCCCCGAGGACACAGCACCCCCGAGACGGGUCCGCCAGCCUCCCUCCUCACCGUCACACCACAGCAGGGCUCAGCCUGGCCAACCACGGGUUCCCACCCCGCUGACACCUCAAACCCCACGUCCAUGCCCAGCACACCUUCCAGCGCACCCCCGGGGCCCGCCACCACCCUCACGCCAACCCUUCCCACGUCCCAGGACACGACCCGGGCCUCUCUGGAGGCCACCUCCGCGUUUGGCCUCACCGGGCCGUCCCUGUCCCCCACGGCCCCCGCCACGGUGACCCCGUCGGCCUCCUGGCAGGACAGCCGGUCCACACCGGCACUCAUGGCGUCCUCACCGGGUGCAGGCUCGCCAGCCCACCCCCUUGGCACGGAGGCCACCGCCCACACGGUAUCCGGCCGAGCCACAGAGACCGGCACUGUCCUAGGGACGCCGACCAGGCCCUCUACCCCACCGGGCACAGCGUCCCCCGGGCUCUCCAGCACGGCCAGCUCCUCGUCCGGCACCAUGGCCCCUGCCCUGCCCAGUGGGUCCAGCACCGGGCCACCGGUGUCCACGGGAGCCGCCACCAGCUGGCCAGCUUCCUCCGGGCCACAGCCCCACUCUGCCGGACUGGCCGGGGAGCGCACCACCGCGCCUACUCACUUCUCUUCUGCCCCGGCCUGGACCUCGGCGUCCUCCUCCUCCUCCUCCUCCUCCUCGGCCUUGCCCGGGGCCAGCGUGGACACCACCAGCCCUGACCUGGGAUCUGGCUCCACUGUCUCGCACCGCUCCGCCAUGACUGUGACCACCCCAGGAAGCGCAAGCCCGCCCACCUCGUCCACCUCCACAGCCAGAUCUGCCACCACCCCUCAGGAGGACACGCGGACCGGUGCCCCCGGGACGCCGGCUACUGUACAGACCAGCCCCUUGCAGAAAACUGGCGCGCACACCGCCACGGCCUCCCUCACCGCCACAGUCAUGGCCACGGCCACCCCCGUGGCCACAGCCACGGAAAGCUCCUACCCCGAGGUAACCUCCCGGGGGACAGGGGCCACUCAGAUCCCCACCUCGGCACGGGCGUCCACUCUGGGACUCACCUCCACAGACGCACCGGGGCUCGCCACCUCCAGCGCGGGCACACCGCUCGGUCCAGCCGGCACCUCCAGCCCUGGGACCGCGCCUCAGCCGAGCUCCCCAGCCAGCAGCCCCCCGGACAGUCCCACCACCGCCCUGGCACCGGCCGACAGCUGGCACUUCACGGAUGGCCUUGCGGAAUCAACGCACACGCCGGAGUCGCUUCCCUCGGGCACAGCUUCUGGCAGCGUGACGGCCACACUAACGCCCCCUCUGCGGGAAGGCAGCCCUGGCCCCACCCAGGUGCCCACCAGCACCACCAGCUCCAGUGCUGCUGGGCCAUCCACUCCCCGAGGACACAGCACCCCCGAGACGGGUCCGCCAGCCUCCCUCCUCACCGUCACACCACAGCAGGGCUCAGCCUGGCCAACCACGGGUUCCCACCCCGCUGACACCUCAAACCCCACGUCCAUGCCCAGCACACCUUCCAGCGCACCCCCGGGGCCCGCCACCACCCUCACGCCAACCCUUCCCACGUCCCAGGACACGACCCGGGCCUCUCUGGAGGCCACCUCCGCGUUUGGCCUCACCGGGCCGUCCCUGUCCCCCACGGCCCCCGCCACAGUGACGCCGUCGGCCUCCUGGCAGGACAGCCGGUCCACACCGGCACUCAUGGCGUCCUCACCGGGUGCAGGCUCGCCAGCCCACCCCCUUGCCACGGAGGCCACCGCCCACACGGUAUCCGGCCGAGCCACAGAGACCGGCACUGUCCUAGGGACGCCGACCAGGCCCUCUACCCCACCGGGCACAGCGUCCCCCGGGCUCUCCAGCACGGCCAGCUCCUCGUCCGGCACCAUGGCCCCUGCCCUGCCCAGUGGGUCCAGCACCGGGCCACCGGUGUCCACGGGAGCCGCCACCAGCUGGCCAGCUUCCUCCGGGCCACAGCCCCACUCUGCCGGACUGGCCGGGGAGCGCACCACCGCGCCUACUCACUUCUCUUCUGCCCCGGCCUGGACCUCGGCGUCCUCCGCCUCCUCCUCCUCCUCCUCCUCCUCCUCCUCGGCCUUGCCCGGGGCCAGCGUGGACACCACCAGCCCUGACCUGGGAUCCGGCUCCACUGUCUCGCACCGCUCCGCCAUGACUGUGACCACCCCAGGAAGCGCAAGCCCGCCCACCUCGUCCACCUCCACAGCCAGAUCUGCCACCACCCCUCAGGAGGACACGCGGACCAGUGCCCCCGGGACGCCGGCUACUGUACAGACCAGCCCCUUGCAGAAAACUGGCGCGCACACCGCCACGGCCUCCCUCACCGCCACAGUCAUGGCCACGGCCACCCCCGUGGCCACAGCCACGGAAAGCUCCUACCCCGAGGUAACCUCCCGGGGGACAGGGGCCACUCAGAUCCCCACCUCGGCACGGGCGUCCACUCUGGGACUCACCUCCACAGACGCACCGGGGCUCGCCACCUCCAGCGCGGGCACACCGCUCGGUCCAGCCGGCACCUCCAGCCCUGGGACCGCGCCUCAGCCGAGCUCCCCAGCCAGCAGCCCCCCGGACAGUCCCACCACCGCCCUGGCACCGGCCGACAGCUGGCACUUCACGGAUGGCCUUGCGGAAUCAACGCACACGCCGGAGUCGCUUCCCUCGGGCACAGCUUCUGGCAGCGUGACGGCCACACUAACGCCCCCUCUGCGGGAAGGCAGCCCUGGCCCCACCCAGGUGCCCACCAGCACCACCAGCUCCAGUGCUGCUGGGCCAUCCACUCCCCGAGGACACAGCACCCCCGAGACGGGUCCGCCAGCCUCCCUCCUCACCGUCACACCACAGCAGGGCUCAGCCUGGCCAACCACGGGUUCCCACCCCGCUGACACCUCAAACCCCACGUCCAUGCCCAGCACACCUUCCAGCGCACCCCCGGGGCCCGCCACCACCCUCACGCCAACCCUUCCCACGUCCCAGGACACGACCCGGGCCUCUCUGGAGGCCACCUCCGCGUUUGACCUCACCGGGCCGUCCCUGUCCCCCACGGCCCCCGCCACGGUGACCCCGUCGGCCUCCUGGCAGGACAGCCGGUCCACACCGCCACUCAUGGCGUCCUCACCGGGUGCAGGCUCGCCAGCCCACCCCCUUGCCACGGAGGCCACCGCCCACACGGUAUCCGGCCGAGCCACAGAGACCGGCACUGUCCUAGGGACGCCGACCAGGCCCUCUACCCCACCGGGAACAGCGUCCCCCGGGCUCUCCAGCACGGCCAGCUCCUCGUCCGGCACCAUGGCCCCUGCCCUGCCCAGUGGGUCCAGCACCGGGCCACCGGUGUCCACGGGAGCCGCCACCAGCUGGCCAGCUUCCUCCGGGCCACAGCCCCACUCUGCCGGACUGGCCGGGGAGCGCACCACCGCGCCUACUCACUUCUCUUCUGCCCCGGCCUGGACCUCGGCGUCCUCCGCCUCCUCCUCCUCCUCCUCCUCCUCCUCCUCCUCGGCCUUGCCCGGGGCCAGCGUGGACACCACCAGCCCUGACCUGGGAUCCGGCUCCACUGUCUCGCACCGCUCCGCCAUGACUGUGACCACCCCAGGAAGCGCAAGCCCGCCCACCUCGUCCACCUCCACAGCCAGAUCUGCCACCACCCCUCAGGAGGACACGCGGACCAGUGCCCCCGGGACGCCGGCUACUGUACAGACCAGCCCCUUGCAGAAAACUGGCGCGCACACCGCCACGGCCUCCCUCACCGCCACAGUCAUGGCCACGGCCACCCCCGUGGCCACAGCCACGGAAAGCUCCUACCCCGAGGUAACCUCCCGGGGGACAGGGGCCACUCAGAUCCCCACCUCGGCACGGGCGUCCACUCUGGGACUCACCUCCACAGACGCACCGGGGCUCGCCACCUCCAGCGCGGGCACACCGCUCGGUCCAGCCGGCACCUCCAGCCCUGGGACCGCGCCUCAGCCGAGCUCCCCAGCCAGCAGCCCCCCGGACAGUCCCACCACCGCCCUGGCACCGGCCGACAGCUGGCACUUCACGGAUGGCCUUGCGGAAUCAACGCACACGCCGGAGUCGCUUCCCUCGGGCACAGCUUCUGGCAGCGUGACGGCCACACUAACGCCCCCUCUGCGGGAAGGCAGCCCUGGCCCCACCCAGGUGCCCACCAGCACCACCAGCUCCAGUGCUGCUGGGCCAUCCACUCCCCGAGGACACAGCACCCCCGAGACGGGUCCGCCAGCCUCCCUCCUCACCGUCACACCACAGCAGGGCUCAGCCUGGCCAACCACGGGUUCCCACCCCGCUGACACCUCAAACCCCACGUCCAUGCCCAGCACACCUUCCAGCGCACCCCCGGGGCCCGCCACCACCCUCACGCCAACCCUUCCCACGUCCCAGGACACGACCCGGGCCUCUCUGGAGGCCACCUCCGCGUUUGGCCUCACCGGGCCGUCCCUGUCCCCCACGGCCCCCGCCACGGUGACCCCGUCGGCCUCCUGGCAGGACAGCCGGUCCACACCGGCACUCAUGGCGUCCUCACCGGGUGCAGGCUCGCCAGCCCACCCCCUUGCCACGGAGGCCACCGCCCACACGGUAUCCGGCCGAGCCACAGAGACCGGCACUGUCCUAGGGACGCCGACCAGGCCCUCUACCCCACCGGGCACAGCGUCCCCCGGGCUCUCCAGCACGGCCAGCUCCUCGUCCGGCACCAUGGCCCCUGCCCUGCCCAGUGGGUCCAGCACCGGGCCACCGGUGUCCACGGGAGCCGCCACCAGCUGGCCAGCUUCCUCCGGGCCACAGCCCCACUCUGCCGGACUGGCCGGGGAGCGCACCACCGCGCCUACUCACUUCUCUUCUGCCCCGGCCUGGACCUCGGCGUCCUCCGCCUCCUCCUCCUCCUCCUCCUCCUCCUCCUCGGCCUUGCCCGGGGCCAGCGUGGACACCACCAGCCCUGACCUGGGAUCCGGCUCCACUGUCUCGCACCGCUCCGCCAUGACUGUGACCACCCCAGGAAGCGCAAGCCCGCCCACCUCGUCCACCUCCACAGCCAGAUCUGCCACCACCCCUCAGGAGGACACGCGGACCAGUGCCCCCGGGACGCCGGCUACUGUACAGACCAGCCCCUUGCAGAAAACUGGCGCGCACACCGCCACGGCCUCCCUCACCGCCACAGUCAUGGCCACGGCCACCCCCGUGGCCACGGCCACGGAAAGCUCCUACCCCGAGGUAACCUCCCGGGGGACAGGGGCCACUCAGAUCCCCACCUCGGCACGGGCGUCCACUCUGGGACUCACCUCCACAGACGCACCGGGGCUCGCCACCUCCAGCGCGGGCACACCGCUCGGUCCAGCCGGCACCUCCAGCCCUGGGACCGCGCCUCAGCCGAGCUCCCCAGCCAGCAGCCCCCCGGACAGUCCCACCACCGCCCUGGCACCGGCCGACAGCUGGCACUUCACGGAUGGCCUUGCGGAAUCAACGCACACGCCGGAGUCGCUUCCCUCGGGCACAGCUUCUGGCAGCGUGACGGCCACACUAACGCCCCCUCUGCGGGAAGGCAGCCCUGGCCCCACCCAGGUGCCCACCAGCACCACCAGCUCCAGUGCUGCUGGGCCAUCCACUCCCCGAGGACACAGCACCCCCGAGACGGGUCCGCCAGCCUCCCUCCUCACCGUCACACCACAGCAGGGCUCAGCCUGGCCAACCACGGGUUCCCACCCCGCUGACACCUCAAACCCCACGUCCAUGCCCAGCACACCUUCCAGCGCACCCCCGGGGCCCGCCACCACCCUCACGCCAACCCUUCCCACGUCCCAGGACACGACCCGGGCCUCUCUGGAGGCCACCUCCGCGUUUGACCUCACCGGGCCGUCCCUGUCCCCCACGGCCCCCGCCACGGUGACCCCGUCGGCCUCCUGGCAGGACAGCCGGUCCACACCGGCACUCAUGGCGUCCUCACCGGGUGCAGGCUCGCCAGCCCACCCCCUUGCCACGGAGGCCACCGCCCACACGGUAUCCGGCCGAGCCACAGAGACCGGCACUGUCCUAGGGACGCCGACCAGGCCCUCUACCCCACCGGGCACAGCGUCCCCCGGGCUCUCCAGCACGGCCAGCUCCUCGUCCGGCACCAUGGCCCCUGCCCUGCCCAGUGGGUCCAGCACCGGGCCACCGGUGUCCACGGGAGCCGCCACCAGCUGGCCAGCUUCCUCCGGGCCACAGCCCCACUCUGCCGGACUGGCCGGGGAGCGCACCACCGCGCCUACUCACUUCUCUUCUACCCCGGCCUGGACCUCGGCGUCCUCCGCCUCCUCCUCCUCCUCCUCCUCCUCCUCCUCCUCGGCCUUGCCCGGGGCCAGCGUGGACACCACCAGCCCUGACCUGGGAUCUGGCUCCACUGUCUCGCACCGCUCCGCCAUGACUGUGACCACCCCAGGAAGCGCAAGCCCGCCCAUCUCGUCCACCUCCACAGCCAGAUCUGCCACCACCCCUCAGGAGGACACGCAGACCAGUGCCCCCGGGACACCGGCUACUGUACAGACCAGCCCCUUGCAGAAAACUGGCGCGCACACCGCCACGGCCUCCCUCACCGCCACAGUCAUGGCCACGGCCACCCCCGUGGCCACAGCCACGGAAAGCUCCUACCCCGAGGUAACCUCCCGGGGGACAGGGGCCACUCAGAUCCCCACCUCGGCACGGGCGUCCACUCUGGGACUCACCUCCACAGACGCACCGGGGCUCGCCACCUCCAGCGCGGGCACACCGCUCGGUCCAGCCGGCACCUCCAGCCCUGGGACCGCGCCUCAGCCGAGCUCCCCAGCCAGCAGCCCCCCGGACAGUCCCACCACCGCCCUGGCACCGGCCGACAGCUGGCACUUCACGGAUGGCCUUGCGGAAUCAACGCACACGCCGGAGUCGCUUCCCUCGGGCACAGCUUCUGGCAGCGUGACGGCCACACUAACGCCCCCUCUGCGGGAAGGCAGCCCUGGCCCCACCCAGGUGCCCACCACCACCACCAGCUCCAGUGCUGCUGGGCCAUCCACUCCCCGAGGACACAGCACCCCCGAGACGGGUCCGCCAGCCUCCCUCCUCACCGUCACACCACAGCAGGGCUCAGCCUGGCCAACCACGGGUUCCCACCCCGCUGACACCUCAAACCCCACGUCCAUGCCCAGCACACCUUCCAGCGCACCCCCAGGGCCCGCCACCACCCUCACGCCAACCCUUCCCACGUCCCAGGACACGACCCGGGCCUCUCUGGAGGCCACCUCCGCGUUUGACCUCACCGGGCCGUCCCUGUCCCCCACGGCCCCCGCCACGGUGACCCCGUCGGCCUCCUGGCAGGACAGCCGGUCCACACCGGCAAUCAUGGCGUCCUCACCGGGUGCAGGCUCGCCAGCCCACCCCCUUGCCACGGAGGCCACCGCCCACACGGUAUCCGGCCGAGCCACAGAGACCGGCACUGUCCUAGGGACGCCGACCAGGCCCUCUACCCCACCGGGCACAGCAUCCCCCGGGCUCUCCAGCACGGCCAGCUCCUCGUCCGGCACCAUGGCCCCUGCCCUGCCCAGUGGGUCCAGCACCGGGCCACCGGUGUCCACGGGAGCCGCCACCAGCUGGCCAGCUUCCUCCGGGCCACAGCCCCACUCUGCCGGACUGGCCGGGGAGCGCACCACCGCGCCUACUCACUUCUCUUCUGCCCCGGCCUGGACCUCGGCGUCCUCCUCCUCCUCCUCCUCCUCCUCGGCCUUGCCCGGGGCCAGCGUGGACACCACCAGCCCUGACCUGGGAUCUGGCUCCACUGUCUCGCACCGCUCCGCCAUGACUGUGACCACCCCAGGAAGCGCAAGCCCGCCCACCUCGUCCACCUCCACAGCCAGAUCUGCCACCACCCCUCAGGAGGACACGCGGACCGGUGCCCCCGGGACGCCGGCUACUGUACAGACCAGCCCCUUGCAGAAAACUGGCGCGCACACCGCCACGGCCUCCCUCACCGCCACAGUCAUGGCCACGGCCACCCCCGUGGCCACAGCCACGGAAAGCUCCUACCCCGAGGUAACCUCCCGGGGGACAGGGGCCACUCAGAUCCCCACCUCGGCACGGGCGUCCACUCUGGGACUCACCUCCACAGACGCACCGGGGCUCGCCACCUCCAGCGCGGGCACACCGCUCGGUCCAGCCGGCACCUCCAGCCCUGGGACCGCGCCUCAGCCGAGCUCCCCAGCCAGCAGCCCCCCGGACAGUCCCACCACCGCCCUGGCACCGGCCGACAGCUGGCACUUCACGGAUGGCCUUGCGGAAUCAACGCACACGCCGGAGUCGCUUCCCUCGGGCACAGCUUCUGGCAGCGUGACGGCCACACUAACGCCCCCUCUGCGGGAAGGCAGCCCUGGCCCCACCCAGGUGCCCACCACCACCACCAGCUCCAGUGCUGCUGGGCCAUCCACUCCCCGAGGACACAGCACCCCCGAGACGGGUCCGCCAGCCUCCCUCCUCACCGUCACACCACAGCAGGGCUCAGCCUGGCCAACCACGGGUUCCCACCCCGCUGACACCUCAAACCCCACGUCCAUGCCCAGCACACCUUCCAGCGCACCCCCGGGGCCCGCCACCACCCUCACGCCAACCCUUCCCACGUCCCAGGACACGACCCGGGCCUCUCUGGAGGCCACCUCCGCGUUUGGCCUCACCGGGCCGUCCCUGUCCCCCACGGCCCCCGCCACGGUGACCCCGUCGGCCUCCUGGCAGGACAGCCGGUCCACACCGGCACUCAUGGCGUCCUCACCGGGUGCAGGCUCGCCAGCCCACCCCCUUGCCACGGAGGCCACCGCCCACACGGUAUCCGGCCGAGCCACAGAGACCGGCACUGUCCUAGGGACGCCGACCAGGCCCUCUACCCCACCGGGCACAGCGUCCCCCGGGCUCUCCAGCACGGCCAGCUCCUCGUCCGGCACCAUGGCCCCUGCCCUGCCCAGUGGGUCCAGCACCGGGCCACCGGUGUCCACGGGAGCCGCCACCAGCUGGCCAGCUUCCUCCGGGCCACAGCCCCACUCUGCCGGACUGGCCGGGGAGCGCACCACCGCGCCUACUCACUUCUCUUCUGCCCCGGCCUGGACCUCGGCGUCCUCCUCCUCCUCCUCCUCCUCCUCAGCCUUGCCCGGGGCCAGCGUGGACACCACCAGCCCUGACCUGGGAUCUGGCUCCACUGUCUCGCACCGCUCCGCCAUGACUGUGACCACCCCAGGAAGCGCAAGCCCGCCCACCUCGUCCACCUCCACAGCCAGAUCUGCCACCACCCCUCAGGAGGACACGCGGACCAGUGCCCCCGGGACGCCGGCUACUGUACAGACCAGCCCCUUGCAGAAAACUGGCGCGCACACCGCCACGGCCUCCCUCACCGCCACAGUCAUGGCCACGGCCACCCCCGUGGCCACAGCCACGGAAAGCUCCUACCCCGAGGUAACCUCCCGGGGGACAGGGGCCACUCAGAUCCCCACCUCGGCACGGGCGUCCACUCUGGGACUCACCUCCACAGACGCACCGGGGCUCGCCACCUCCAGCGCGGGCACACCGCUCGGUCCAGCCGGCACCUCCAGCCCUGGGACCGCGCCUCAGCCGAGCUCCCCAGCCAGCAGCCCCCCGGACAGUCCCACCACCGCCCUGGCACCGGCCGACAGCUGGCACUUCACGGAUGGCCUUGCGGAAUCAACGCACACGCCGGAGUCGCUUCCCUCGGGCACAGCUUCUGGCAGCGUGACGGCCACACUAACGCCCCCUCUGCGGGAAGGCAGCCCUGGCCCCACCCAGGUGCCCACCACCACCACCAGCUCCAGUGCUGCUGGGCCAUCCACUCCCCGAGGACACAGCACCCCCGAGACGGGUCCGCCAGCCUCCCUCCUCACCGUCACACCACAGCAGGGCUCAGCCUGGCCAACCACGGGUUCCCACCCCGCUGACACCUCAAACCCCACGUCCAUGCCCAGCACACCUUCCAGCGCACCCCCGGGGCCCGCCACCACCCUCACGCCAACCGUUCCCACGUCCCAGGACACGACCCGGGCCUCUCUGGAGGCCACCUCCGCGUUUGGCCUCACCGGGCCGUCCCUGUCCCCCACGGCCCCCGCCACAGUGACCCCGUCGGCCUCCUGGCAGGACAGCCGGUCCACACCGGCACUCAUGGCGUCCUCACCGGGUGCAGGCUCGCCAGCCCACCCCCUUGCCACGGAGGCCACCGCCCACACGGUAUCCGGCCGAGCCACAGAGACCGGCACUGUCCUAGGGACGCCGACCAGGCCCUCUACCCCACCGGGCACAGCGUCCCCCGGGCUCUCCAGCACGGCCAGCUCCUCGUCCGGCACCAUGGCCCCUGCCCUGCCCAGUGGGUCCAGCACCGGGCCACCGGUGUCCACGGGAGCCGCCACCAGCUGGCCAGCUUCCUCCGGGCCACAGCCCCACUCUGCCGGACUGGCCGGGGAGCGCACCACCGCGCCUACUCACUUCUCUUCUGCCCCGGCCUGGACCUCGGCGUCCUCCUCCUCCUCCUCCUCCUCCUCAGCCUUGCCCGGGGCCAGCGUGGACACCACCAGCCCUGACCUGGGAUCUGGCUCCACUGUCUCGCACCGCUCCGCCAUGACUGUGACCACCCCAGGAAGCGCAAGCCCGCCCACCUCGUCCACCUCCACAGCCAGAUCUGCCACCACCCCUCAGGAGGACACGCGGACCAGUGCCCCCGGGACGCCGGCUACUGUACAGACCAGCCCCUUGCAGAAAACUGGCGCGCACACCGCCACGGCCUCCCUCACCGCCACAGUCAUGGCCACGGCCACCCCCGUGGCCACAGCCACGGAAAGCUCCUACCCCGAGGUAACCUCCCGGGGGACAGGGGCCACUCAGAUCCCCACCUCGGCACGGGCGUCCACUCUGGGACUCACCUCCACAGACGCACCGGGGCUCGCCACCUCCAGCGCGGGCACACCGCUCGGUCCAGCCGGCACCUCCAGCCCUGGGACCGCGCCUCAGCCGAGCUCCCCAGCCAGCAGCCCCCCGGACAGUCCCACCACCGCCCUGGCACCGGCCGACAGCUGGCACUUCACGGAUGGCCUUGCGGAAUCAACGCACACGCCGGAGUCGCUUCCCUCGGGCACAGCUUCUGGCAGCGUGACGGCCACACUAACGCCCCCUCUGCGGGAAGGCAGCCCUGGCCCCACCCAGGUGCCCACCACCACCACCAGCUCCAGUGCUGCUGGGCCAUCCACUCCCCGAGGACACAGCACCCCCGAGACGGGUCCGCCAGCCUCCCUCCUCACCGUCACACCACAGCAGGGCUCAGCCUGGCCAACCACGGGUUCCCACCCCGCUGACACCUCAAACCCCACGUCCAUGCCCAGCACACCUUCCAGCGCACCCCCGGGGCCCGCCACCACCCUCACGCCAACCCUUCCCACGUCCCAGGACACGACCCGGGCCUCUCUGGAGGCCACCUCCGCGUUUGGCCUCACCGGGCCGUCCCUGUCCCCCACGGCCCCCGCCACGGUGACCCCGUCGGCCUCCUGGCAGGACAGCCGGUCCACACCGGCACUCAUGGCGUCCUCACCGGGUGCAGGCUCGCCAGCCCACCCCCUUGCCACGGAGGCCACCGCCCACACGGUAUCCGGCCGAGCCACAGAGACCGGCACUGUCCUAGGGACGCCGACCAGGCCCUCUACCCCACCGGGCACAGCGUCCCCCGGGCUCUCCAGCACGGCCAGCUCCUCGUCCGGCACCAUGGCCCCUGCCCUGCCCAGUGGGUCCAGCACCGGGCCACCGGUGUCCACGGGAGCCGCCACCAGCUGGCCAGCUUCCUCCGGGCCACAGCCCCACUCUGCCGGACUGGCCGGGGAGCGCACCACCGCGCCUACUCACUUCUCUUCUGCCCCGGCCUGGACCUCGGCGUCCUCCUCCUCCUCCUCCUCCUCCUCAGCCUUGCCCGGGGCCAGCGUGGACACCACCAGCCCUGACCUGGGAUCUGGCUCCACUGUCUCGCACCGCUCCGCCAUGACUGUGACCACCCCAGGAAGCGCAAGCCCGCCCACCUCGUCCACCUCCACAGCCAGAUCUGCCACCACCCCUCAGGAGGACACGCGGACCAGUGCCCCCGGGACGCCGGCUACUGUACAGACCAGCCCCUUGCAGAAAACUGGCGCGCACACCGCCACGGCCUCCCUCACCGCCACAGUCAUGGCCACGGCCACCCCCGUGGCCACAGCCACGGAAAGCUCCUACCCCGAGGUAACCUCCCGGGGGACAGGGGCCACUCAGAUCCCCACCUCGGCACGGGCGUCCACUCUGGGACUCACCUCCACAGACGCACCGGGGCUCGCCACCUCCAGCGCGGGCACACCGCUCGGUCCAGCCGGCACCUCCAGCCCUGGGACCGCGCCUCAGCCGAGCUCCCCAGCCAGCAGCCCCCCGGACAGUCCCACCACCGCCCUGGCACCGGCCGACAGCUGGCACUUCACGGAUGGCCUUGCGGAAUCAACGCACACGCCGGAGUCGCUUCCCUCGGGCACAGCUUCUGGCAGCGUGACGGCCACACUAACGCCCCCUCUGCGGGAAGGCAGCCCUGGCCCCACCCAGGUGCCCACCACCACCACCAGCUCCAGUGCUGCUGGGCCAUCCACUCCCCGAGGACACAGCACCCCCGAGACGGGUCCGCCAGCCUCCCUCCUCACCGUCACACCACAGCAGGGCUCAGCCUGGCCAACCACGGGUUCCCACCCCGCUGACACCUCAAACCCCACGUCCAUGCCCAGCACACCUUCCAGCGCACCCCCGGGGCCCGCCACCACCCUCACGCCAACCCUUCCCACGUCCCAGGACACGACCCGGGCCUCUCUGGAGGCCACCUCCGCGUUUGGCCUCACCGGGCCGUCCCUGUCCCCCACGGCCCCCGCCACGGUGACCCCGUCGGCCUCCUGGCAGGACAGCCGGUCCACACCGGCACUCAUGGCGUCCUCACCGGGUGCAGGCUCGCCAGCCCACCCCCUUGCCACGGAGGCCACCGCCCACACGGUAUCCGGCCGAGCCACAGAGACCGGCACUGUCCUAGGGACGCCGACCAGGCCCUCUACCCCACCGGGCACAGCGUCCCCCGGGCUCUCCAGCACGGCCAGCUCCUCGUCCGGCACCAUGGCCCCUGCCCUGCCCAGUGGGUCCAGCACCGGGCCACCGGUGUCCACGGGAGCCGCCACCAGCUGGCCAGCUUCCUCCGGGCCACAGCCCCACUCUGCCGGACUGGCCGGGGAGCGCACCACCGCGCCUACUCACUUCUCUUCUGCCCCGGCCUGGACCUCGGCGUCCUCCUCCUCCUCCUCCUCCUCCUCAGCCUUGCCCGGGGCCAGCGUGGACACCACCAGCCCUGACCUGGGAUCUGGCUCCACUGUCUCGCACCGCUCCGCCAUGACUGUGACCACCCCAGGAAGCGCAAGCCCGCCCACCUCGUCCACCUCCACAGCCAGAUCUGCCACCACCCCUCAGGAGGACACGCGGACCAGUGCCCCCGGGACGCCGGCUACUGUACAGACCAGCCCCUUGCAGAAAACUGGCGCGCACACCGCCACGGCCUCCCUCACCGCCACAGUCAUGGCCACGGCCACCCCCGUGGCCACAGCCACGGAAAGCUCCUACCCCGAGGUAACCUCCCGGGGGACAGGGGCCACUCAGAUCCCCACCUCGGCACGGGCGUCCACUCUGGGACUCACCUCCACAGACGCACCGGGGCUCGCCACCUCCAGCGCGGGCACACCGCUCGGUCCAGCCGGCACCUCCAGCCCUGGGACCGCGCCUCAGCCGAGCUCCCCAGCCAGCAGCCCCCCGGACAGUCCCACCACCGCCCUGGCACCGGCCGACAGCUGGCACUUCACGGAUGGCCUUGCGGAAUCAACGCACACGCCGGAGUCGCUUCCCUCGGGCACAGCUUCUGGCAGCGUGACGGCCACACUAACGCCCCCUCUGCGGGAAGGCAGCCCUGGCCCCACCCAGGUGCCCACCACCACCACCAGCUCCAGUGCUGCUGGGCCAUCCACUCCCCGAGGACACAGCACCCCCGAGACGGGUCCGCCAGCCUCCCUCCUCACCGUCACACCACAGCAGGGCUCAGCCUGGCCAACCACGGGUUCCCACCCCGCUGACACCUCAAACCCCACGUCCAUGCCCAGCACACCUUCCAGCGCACCCCCGGGGCCCGCCACCACCCUCACGCCAACCCUUCCCACGUCCCAGGACACGACCCGGGCCUCUCUGGAGGCCACCUCCGCGUUUGGCCUCACCGGGCCGUCCCUGUCCCCCACGGCCCCCGCCACGGUGACCCCGUCGGCCUCCUGGCAGGACAGCCGGUCCACACCGGCACUCAUGGCGUCCUCACCGGGUGCAGGCUCGCCAGCCCACCCCCUUGCCACGGAGGCCACCGCCCACACGGUAUCCGGCCGAGCCACAGAGACCGGCACUGUCCUAGGGACGCCGACCAGGCCCUCUACCCCACCGGGCACAGCGUCCCCCGGGCUCUCCAGCACGGCCAGCUCCUCGUCCGGCACCAUGGCCCCUGCCCUGCCCAGUGGGUCCAGCACCGGGCCACCGGUGUCCACGGGAGCCGCCACCAGCUGGCCAGCUUCCUCCGGGCCACAGCCCCACUCUGCCGGACUGGCCGGGGAGCGCACCACCGCGCCUACUCACUUCUCUUCUGCCCCGGCCUGGACCUCGGCAUCCUCCUCCUCCUCCUCCUCCUCCUCAGCCUUGCCCGGGGCCAGCGUGGACACCACCAGCCCUGACCUGGGAUCUGGCUCCACUGUCUCGCACCGCUCCGCCAUGACUGUGACCACCCCAGGAAGCGCAAGCCCGCCCACCUCGUCCACCUCCACAGCCAGAUCUGCCACCACCCCUCAGGAGGACACGCGGACCAGUGCCCCCGGGACGCCGGCUACUGUACAGACCAGCCCCUUGCAGAAAACUGGCGCGCACACCGCCACGGCCUCCCUCACCGCCACAGUCAUGGCCACGGCCACCCCCGUGGCCACAGCCACGGAAAGCUCCUACCCCGAGGUAACCUCCCGGGGGACAGGGGCCACUCAGAUCCCCACCUCGGCACGGGCGUCCACUCUGGGACUCACCUCCACAGACGCACCGGGGCUCGCCACCUCCAGCGCGGGCACACCGCUCGGUCCAGCCGGCACCUCCAGCCCUGGGACCGCGCCUCAGCCGAGCUCCCCAGCCAGCAGCCCCCCGGACAGUCCCACCACCGCCCUGGCACCGGCCGACAGCUGGCACUUCACGGAUGGCCUUGCGGAAUCAACGCACACGCCGGAGUCGCUUCCCUCGGGCACAGCUUCUGGCAGCGUGACGGCCACACUAACGCCCCCUCUGCGGGAAGGCAGCCCUGGCCCCACCCAGGUGCCCACCACCACCACCAGCUCCAGUGCUGCUGGGCCAUCCACUCCCCGAGGACACAGCACCCCCGAGACGGGUCCGCCAGCCUCCCUCCUCACCGUCACACCACAGCAGGGCUCAGCCUGGCCAACCACGGGUUCCCACCCCGCUGACACCUCAAACCCCACGUCCAUGCCCAGCACACCUUCCAGCGCACCCCCGGGGCCCGCCACCACCCUCGCGCCAACCCUUCCCAUGUCCCACUACACGACCCGGGCCUCUCUGGAGGCCACCUCCGCGUUUGGCCUCACCGGGCCGUCCCUGUCCCCCACGGCCCCCGCCACGGUGACCCCGUCGGCCUCCUGGCAGGACAGCCGGUCCACACCGGCACUCAUGGCGUCCUCACCGGGUGCAGGCUCGCCAGCCCACCCCCUUGCCACGGAGGCCACCGCCCACACGGUAUCCGGCCGAGCCACAGAGACCGGCACUGUCCUAGGGACGCCGACCAGGCCCUCUACCCCACCGGGCACAGCGUCCCCCGGGCUCUCCAGCACGGUCAGCUCCUCGUCCGGCACCAUGGCCCCUGCCCUGCCCAGUGGGUCCAGCACCGGGCCACCGGUGUCCACGGGAGCCGCCACCAGCUGCGUGGACACCACCAGCCCUGACCUGGGAUCCGGCUCCACUGUCUCGCACCGCUCCGCCAUGACUGUGACCACCCCAGCAAGCGCAAGCCCGCCCACCUCGUCCACCUCCACAGCCAGAUCUGCCACCACCCCUCAGGAGGACACGCGGACCAGUGCCCCCGGGACGCCGGCUACUGUACAGACCAGCCCCUUGCAGAAAACUGGCGCGCACACCGCCACGGCCUCCCUCACCGCCACAGUCAUGGCCACGGCCACCCCCGUGGCCACAGCCACGGAAAGCUCCUACCCCGAGGUAACCUCCCGGGGGACAGGGGCCACUCAGAUCCCCACCUCGGCACGGGCGUCCACUCUGGGACUCACCUCCACAGACGCACCGGGGCUCGCCACCUCCAGCGCGGGCACACCGCUCGGUCCAGCCGGCACCUCCAGCCCUGGGACCGCGCCUCAGCCGAGCUCCCCAGCCAGCAGCCCCCCGGACAGUCCCACCACCGCCCUGGCACCGGCCGACAGCUGGCACUUCACGGAUGGCCUUGCGGAAUCAACGCACACGCCGGAGUCGCUUCCCUCGGGCACAGCUUCUGGCAGCGUGACGGCCACACUAACGCCCCCUCUGCGGGAAGGCAGCCCUGGCCCCACCCAGGUGCCCACCACCACCACCAGCUCCAGUGCUGCUGGGCCAUCCACUCCCCGAGGACACAGCACCCCCGAGACGGGUCCGCCAGCCUCCCUCCUCACCGUCACACCACAGCAGGGCUCAGCCUGGCCAACCACGGGUUCCCACCCCGCUGACACCUCAAACCCCACGUCCAUGCCCAGCACACCUUCCAGCGCACCCCCGGGGCCCGCCACCACCCUCACGCCAACCCUUCCCACGUCCCAGGACACGACCCGGGCCUCUCUGGAGGCCACCUCCGCGUUUGGCCUCACCGGGCCGUCCCUGUCCCCCACGGCCCCCGCCACGGUGACCCCGUCGGCCUCCUGGCAGGACAGCCGGUCCACACCGGCACUCAUGGCGUCCUCACCGGGUGCAGGCUCGCCAGCCCACCCCCUUGCCACGGAGGCCACCGCCCACACGGUAUCCGGCCGAGCCACAGAGACCGGCACUGUCCUAGGGACGCCGACCAGGCCCUCUACCCCACCGGGCACAGCGUCCCCCGGGCUCUCCAGCACGGCCAGCUCCUCGUCCGGCACCAUGGCCCCUGCCCUGCCCAGUGGGUCCAGCACCGGGCCACCGGUGUCCACGGGAGCCGCCACCAGCUGGCCAGCUUCCUCCGGGCCACAGCCCCACUCUGCCGGACUGGCCGGGGAGCGCACCACCGCGCCUACUCACUUCUCUUCUGCCCAGGCCUGGACCUCGGCGUCCUCCUCCUCCUCCUCCUCCUCCUCAGCCUUGCCCGGGGCCAGCGUGGACACCACCAGCCCUGACCUGGGAUCUGGCUCCACUGUCUCGCACCGCUCCGCCAUGACUGUGACCACCCCAGGAAGCGCAAGCCCGCCCACCUCGUCCACCUCCACAGCCAGAUCUGCCACCACCCCUCAGGAGGACACGCGGACCAGUGCCCCCGGGACGCCGGCUACUGUACAGACCAGCCCCUUGCAGAAAACUGGCGCGCACACCGCCACGGCCUCCCUCACCGCCACAGUCAUGGCCACGGCCACCCCCGUGGCCACAGCCACGGAAAGCUCCUACCCCGAGGUAACCUCCCGGGGGACAGGGGCCACUCAGAUCCCCACCUCGGCACGGGCGUCCACUCUGGGACUCACCUCCACAGACGCACCGGGGCUCGCCACCUCCAGCGCGGGCACACCGCUCGGUCCAGCCGGCACCUCCAGCCCUGGGACCGCGCCUCAGCCGAGCUCCCCAGCCAGCAGCCCCCCGGACAGUCCCACCACCGCCCUGGCACCGGCCGACAGCUGGCACUUCACGGAUGGCCUUGCGGAAUCAACGCACACACCGGAGUCGCUUCCCUCGGGCACAGCUUCUGGCAGCGUGACGGCCACACUAACGCCCCCUCUGCGGGAAGGCAGCCCUGGCCCCACCCAGGUGCCCACCAGCACCACCAGCUCCAGUGCUGCUGGGCCAUCCACUCCCCGAGGACACAGCACCCCCGAGACGGGUCCGCCAGCCUCCCUCCUCACCAUCACACCACAGCAGGGCUCAGCCUGGCCAACCACGGGUUCCCACCCCACUGACACCUCAAACCCCACGUCCAUGCCCAGCACACCUUCCAGCGCACCCCCGGGGCCCGCCACCACCCUCGCGCCAACCCUUCCCAUGUCCCACUACUCGACCCGGGCCUCUCUGGAGGCCACCUCCGCGUUUGGCCUCACCGGGCCGUCCCUGUCCCCCACGGCCCCCGCCACCGUGACCCCGUCGGCCUCCUGGCAGGACAGCCGGUCCACACCGGCACUCAUGGCAUCCUCAACGGGUGCAGGCUCGCCAGCCCACACCCUUGCCACGGAGGCCACCGCCCACACGGUAUCCGGCCGAGCCACAGAGACUGGCACUGUCCUUGGGAUGCUGACCAGGCCCCCUACACCACCAGGCACAUUUUUCAUAGGGGUCUCCACCCAUCCCAGCUCCUUCUUGGUUACCAUGGCCCCUGCUCCCCACUCUCAGGCCUCCACUGCUGCCCUGAUUACCGCAGCUUCCUCUAAGCCGCAGCCACCCUCAGCCUAUCUGACAACCAUUCUCCCCACUUCCAGUACUCCACACUCUCCGCCAUCUGUCCAUUCCCUACACUCCCUGUCCUCGUUCGUUCCCAUGUCCAGUGUGCCCACCACUCUCACUGGUCUCGCCUCCAGCUCCACCCCAGCAUACCCCUCAUAUUCCUCUGCCUUUUCUGGAUCCUCAACAACUGUGAAGUCCACAAGUCUGUCACCUUCCACAGGGAUGAAGCUUUCAUCCCUGUCCGGUCAUCCAGGGGAGGCCACAACCUCCUUUGCCUCAUCUUUCACAUCUUCUCUGCCUGUUUUCACAUCCCUCCAGGGCUCUGGCUCCAAAAUCACCUCCUUGACACCGAGUGUCCCUCAUGGUCUUACUCAGUCUCUGUCCUCAUCUCUUGACCUCAGUGUGCCCCUAACAACAUCGCAGCCUUUCUGGGUAGACACUCAAAGCUCAUUUUCCCAGAGUUCAUCACUUGUGUCUACUCCAACAGCAGCUGUUACCCGCCAUGGGAGUUUAACAGGCCGUGCCUCACCUCCUCAGCCUACUUCCCAAGGAAUCGAAAACGUUGUGGAGCGCAACACAAGGUUACCCAGUGAAGCAGCAGACAGAGGCACUGUGGGGCCAGUCGAGGGCCCUCCGGCGUCCACAGCCCCGGCCAGUCCUAAAGGACUUUCUACUGGAGGAACUGAAAGAACAGAGACCACUGCCGGGGCUCUGAAGACCACCUCCAUGGUCUCUGUGACCACCAGCGUCUCUACUCCCACCUUGAGAACACUGACUAUCCCAACAUCAGAACCACCAGCCAGCACAAGAGGAAUAAUCAUUACCACCUCAACAGCUCCUCCUGGUGUUCCAGAGACGACAGCCUCAUUGGCUACCCGACUUCAAGAAUACAUCACUGUAACAGUUCCCAAGGAAAUGCCACCUUCUUUCAGUAGAGAACCAGAGAUCAGUGCCUCCAUUGUCCCCAGUACUGGGGCAGAGAUCAGGUCAGUUGCUCAAACUCCAACUGUGACCACAGUGCUAUCAGCAGAAACACAAACACCCAUUUCCAGAACAAUCUCCAAAGUUCCCUAUUCUGAGUCAGAUACCACACUCUUGGUGGGCACAAGUUCAGCCAUUCCAGCAGCCAGUAUCUCACCUCCUACACCAGGACUGACAACUGUACUUGUCACUGCUUCUAGGACAGUCACUGGCUCAGCUAAACCAUUUCAGACUCCUCCUGAUGAACAAGAGAGUGCAACCUCUUUGGCUACUGACCUUGCUGCAAGGAGUUCAGCCAUUCCAAGCCCAACUGUCUCACCUGGUAUAUCACAGAUGGUGACAUUACCAGUUGGUACUUCUGGGACAAAGACAAGUACAAGUAGCCAAUUUCUGACUGCUUCUCCAAAUCAGAUGGAUAUCACAGCUACAAAACUCACUCAAUCUGGAACAAAAGCUAGUUCAGCAGUUCCAACUCUGACUGUUUCUGGUGGGUCACACACAGCAACUUCCUGGGUUACUCAUUCUGUGGAGACUAGCCCAACAGUUCCCAGGAUUGCCCCAGAUUUCCCCCACAGUGAAUCCAAUACCACACCAUUAACCACCACCAGUCGUGUGGGUGAAAGCAGUUCAGCUGUCUCCACUUCCACCGUUUCACCUGGCGGAACAAAUAGGGUGAACUUGCUGGUCACUAGUUCUAGAAUAGCAACCAGUACAAGUGUUCUAAAUCCAACUACUUCUGCUGGUACACCAGAGACCACAUCCUCAUUGGUUACCCAUCCUGGCCCACAGACCAGUGCAGCCAUCCUAACUCUAACUGUCUCUCCUGGUGUAUCAGAGACAGUGACUUCAUUGGUCACUAAUUCUGGAGAAGAGAACGGUGUGCUUCCAACCCUCACUGUUUCCCCAGGGCAACCAGAAACCACAGUCUCAUUGGUCACACAUCCUGAGUCAGAGACUACUUCUGCUGUUCCAGGAUUGACUGUUUUAGUGAGCCAAGCAGAUACAACAGUUUCACAAGUCACCCACCCUCCGGAAACCAACACAGCUGUUCCCAAAACAACCCGAAGUGUUCCCCAGAGUGACUCCAACACCACGCCCUUAACAGCCACCAGUCCUGAGGAAGAAGGCAGUUCAGUUGCCACAAGUACUACUGUUUUACCAAAGGCCCCAGGGGGGACAUCUUCAUUGGUCACUAGUUCUUCAGCAGUGGCCAGUACAAGUACUCCAACUCUGGCUCUUUCUUCUUCUGGAUCGAAAGUUACACCCGCAAGGGUGACCCAUUCCAGGGCAGUUUCCAGUUCUGCUGCUCCAGCUCUGUCUGUUUCACCUGGUGAACCAGAUAUGACAGCCUCGCCUGUCCCACUCUCUGCAGAGACCAGCCCAACAAUUCCCAGGACACCCCCAGAUUUUCUCCAAACUGAAUCCAGUACUACACAUUUAACAGCCACCAGGCCUGGGAAGGAAGCUGGUUCAGCUAUCUCAACUUCUGGUUCAGGGUUGCUGACUUCACUGGUCACUAGUUCUGGAACAGAGGCCAGUGUGUUUCCCACUCUGACUGUUCUCUCGGGCCAACAACAGACCACAGACUCACGAGUAACCCAUCCUAGAUUAGAAACCAGUUCUUUUGUCUCAACUUUGUCUGUCUCUCUUAGAGAGCCAGUUACAACUGCCUCCUUGGUUGCCCAUCCUGCAGAGACCAGCUUGACCACUUUUAUGACAAGCCCAAGUUUUUCCCAUAGUGAAACACACUCCACAACCCCAACAACCAUCCUUCCCAGGACAGAAUCUAGUUCAGCUCUUUCAACUACAAUUAUCCCAUCUGGUGUUCCAGCGAUGGUGACUUCACAGAUCCCUGCUUCUGGAAUGGAUGCCAAAACAGCUAAACCUACUCUGCCUCCUUUUCCUUCUGAACCAGAGAUCACAGCCACAUUGGUCCGCUCUGCUGGGACACAGACAGGUUCAUCCAUUCCAACUCUGGCUAUCUCCCUGGGCACAUCAGAGAUGACCUCACUGGUCACUAGCUCUGAGACAGAGACAAGUACAACUAUUCCAAUUUUAACUGAUUCCCCAGACCAGCUGGAUACCACAGCCUCAUGGGUGACCCAUCCUGAGUCAGUUGCCAGUUCAACUAUCCCAGCUGUCUCCAUUUCUCCUAGUGAGCCAGAUACAGCAGCCUCAUGGGUCACUCAUCCUGCAGCAACCAGCCUACCAGUUUCCAGGACAACCCCCUACUUUUCCUAUAGUAUAGCGGACACCUCGCCCUUAAUGGCUACCAGUCCUGGGGCAGAAGCCAGUCCAGCUAUUCCAGCUCCUACCGUUUCUCCUGAGGUACCAGGAGAGCUCACCUCUUUGGUCACCAGUUCUAAGACAGUAAUCAGCACAAGUACUUCAGUUCUGACUCAUUCCUCUGGUAAACCAGAGACCACAGCACUAUUGGUCACCCAUCCUGGGCCAAGUCCAUCCUUUCCAACUGUGUCUGUUUCUACUGAUGAGCCAGGAACAGUGGCCACACUAGUCACUAGUUCUGGGACAGAGACAAGUACAACUUAUCCGAGGUUGACUGAUCACUCACAAGAACAAAAGACUACAGCCUGGGUCACCUAUUCUGGGUCCAAAGCUAGUCCUGCUGUUCCAACUCUGACUGUUUUGCCUGGUGAGACAGAUACAACAGUUCCAUUGGUCACUCAUUCCACAGAGACUUGGACAUCUGUUUCCAGGACAGCACCAGCGAUUCCCCAGAGUGACUCAGACUUUACUUCUUCAGUGGCUACCAGCCCGGGAGCAAAAGGCAGUUUAUCUGUUCCAACUACAAUGAUUUCACCAGAUAAAACAGUUUUAGCGACCUCAGAGGUUACUAAUAGCACAAGUAUGGCUACUUCAGCUCUGCCUCCUUCUCCUGUCCAGACAGAGAUUCCCAUCUCAGCAGUCACCUUUUCUGAGGCACAGGCCAGUCCCACUGUUCCAACCCUCACAAUUUUCUCUGGAGAACCAGCUACAACCUCAUCUGUCAUUCAUUCUGCAAAAACCAGCACACCAGUUUCCACAAUGACCCCCACUCUUUCCCAUGGUGAAUCAGAUACCACACCCUCAGUUGCCAGUGGUCCUGGGGGAGACUCCAGUUUGUCUGUGCCAACAGUGACCGUCUCACGUGGGGAACCAGACGUGGUAAGCUCACAGGUCACUACCGGGCCACCAACCAGUACAACCAUUCCAACGAUGACUGUUUCUCCUAGUGAACCAGAAACCCCAGCCUUACUGAUCACCCACUCCAGUGCAGAGAUAAGUACAAAGUUUCCUGUUUCAACGAAUCUUCUUCCUUUCUUGGAGACUGCAGCCUCACCGACCAUCAGACCCAAGGUGGAGAUUAGCACAGCUCUUCCAACCCAGACUGCUUCCCUUGGUAGAACAGAGACAGUGUCUUCUCUCUUCACCUCUCUUGCGACUGAGAUGGGUACAGUUGAUCUAGGUCCAACAGUUGCACCAGGUAUCCCUGUGCAAACAGCCUCACUGUCUACUCAUCAUGGGCCGGAGACCAGCACAAAUACCCCGACGGCAGCCCUUUCCCCUGGUCUAUCAGAGGUCACAAGCGUAUGGGUGACCAGCCCCACAGCAGAGGCCAGCACAGGCAUCCCGACUCUGACUGCUCCCCCCAGCACCCCUCAGCUUUCCAGUGCUUCUACCACAACAGGUGAGCCUAAGACCAUGAUUUCCUGGAGUACAGAAACUCCAUUGCCUGCAACUUCAACUGGAUUCCCAGAUUUUUCCAGAGCUGUUGUAGGCCCUGCUACGACCUUGAAAACAUUGGAGACCCCAACACUGCCUACAACCAGUCACAGAGAAGGAGUGAGUCCAACUGCUACCUUGAAGACGACAACUGCAGAGACCACUCACUUAGCUGCCCCAGGUUCAAGUCCCAGCACAGCUGAGACCACAGGCACCUUCAGUACUACAGUCACCGCAAGUCCCUCUGCCUCAGAGACCACAUCUGGGGUGUACAGCUUGGCUUCUGAGAGCGUGACUCCAGCAACAACUGUAGGAGGCAGUCCAGUCCCAGUGCCUUUCAAGCUCAACUUCACAAUCACCAACCUGCAUUACACCCCAGACAUGAGGCAUCCAGGGUCGUUGAACUUCAACUCCACAGAGAAGGUCUUGAAUCACCUGCUUGAGCCCGUGUUCAAGAACACCAGCAUCGGUGCUGGCUACUCCGGCUGCAGAUUGACCUUGCUCAGGAAUGAAAAGCAUGACACGGCCACCGGAGUGGAUGCAGUCUGCACCUACCAAAUGCCCCCCACGGGCCCAGCUCUAGAGACAGAGCAACUGUACCAGGAGCUGAGCCAGCUGACCCAUGGUGUCACCAGGCUGGGGUCCUAUUCCCUAGACAGAGACAGCCUCUAUGUCAAUGGUUAUAACCGUCGGUACUGGACUCCCACUACCAGCACUCCAGGGACCAACACAUUCUCUCCAGGACUUUUGACACCCUCCCUCUCCAGUUCUACAGGUACAGGUCUGCCUCUGGUAUUCUUCACUAUCAACUUCACUAUCACCAACCUGCAUCAUGAGAAGGACAUGGGGCACCCAGGAUCUGAGCUAUUCAACACCACAGAGAGCAUCUUGAAUCGCCUGCUGAAAUCCUUGUUUGAGAAGAGCAGUAUUGGGCCCUUGUAUUCUGGCUGCAGACUGAUCUUACUGAGGCCUGAGAAAAACAGAACAGCCACUGGGGUGGAUGCUGUCUGCACUCGCAGCCCUGAUCCCAUGGGCAGUGAGCUAGACAGGGAGAAGCUGUACUGGGAGCUGAGCCAUGAGACCCAUGGUGUCACAGUGCUGGGAUCCUACACCCUGGACAAGGACAGUCUCUAUGUUAAUGGUUAUACCUUCCGAGCUUCCACUCCCACCCCUAGCACUGCUGUGACCUCUACAUUUUCACCAUGGACCUCCGUGGUGCAGGACCACUUCACCAGCUCCACAGGAGAGACUCCUUUUCUGAUCCCUUUCACCCUGAACUUUACCAUAACUAACGUGGAAUUCAAGGAGUCCAUGGAGCACCCGGGUUCCAGGAAGUUCAACAGCACUGAGAGAAUCCUGCAGAAAUUGCUCCAACCCUUGUUCGAGAACAGCAAUCUGGGAUCUCGCUUUUCAGGCUGCAGACUAGCCUCCCUCAGGUCUGAGAAGGCCGGAGCAGCCACCAGAGUGGAUGCCGUCUGCUCAUACUACUCCGGCCCUGAAGGCUUCACACUGGACAGAGAGCGGCUUUACUGGGAGCUGAGCCAGAUGACCCAAGGCGUCACCCACCUGGGCCCCUACACCCUGGACAGGGACAGUCUCUAUGUCAACGGAUUCACCCCUCGCAGCUCUGCACUCAGCACCAGCACUCCUGGGACCUCCACAGUGGACCUGGGAGCCUCUGUGGCUCCAUUCUCCAUCUCCAGCCCCACAGUCUUGAGCCCUACUCUGGUACCCUUCAUCGUCAACUUUACCAUCACGAACUUGCAGUUCAUGCCGGAUAUGAACCAUCCAGGCUCCUCCAGGUUCAACAAAACUGAGGCCAUCUUGCAGCACCUGCUUGGUGCUCUGAUGAAGAACACCAGCAUCGGCCCACUCUUCUCUGGCUGCAGACUGAGCUCUCUCAGGCCCGAGGAGGAUGGGUCAGCUACCAAAGUGGAUGUCAUCUGCACCUACCGCUCUGAACCCACAAGCACUGGGCUGGACAGAGAGCAGCUGUACUGGGAGCUGAGCCAUGAGACCCACAGCAUCACCAGCCUAGGCCGCUACAUCCUGGACAAGAACAGUCUCUAUGUCAAUGGUUACACCCAUCGCUUCCUGACCUCCACACCUACCAUUUUUGUGACCUCCACUGCUAUCCCAACAGCAUCAGCAAACCCUGUCUCAGUCUCCACAGCGGCAGCCCCUCUCUUGGUGCCAUUCACCAUCAACUUCACCAUUCUGAAUCUGCUGUAUGAGGAGGGUAUGAAUCCCCCUGGCUCCCGGAAGUUUAACUUCACUGAGAGAGUCCUGCAGAACCUGCUCCAACCCUUGUUCCAAAGCAGCAGCCUGGGAUCCCGCUAUGCAGGCUGCAGGCUAGCCUUGCUCAGGCCUGAGAAGGACGGAACAGCCACCAGAGUGGAUGCCGUCUGCUCAUACCGCCCCGGCCCUGAAAGCUUCACACUGGACAGAGAGCGGCUUUACUGGGAGCUGAGCCAGAUGACCCAAGGCGUCAUCCGCCUGGGCCCCUACACCCUGGACAGGGACAGUCUCUAUGUCAAUGGAUUCACCCCUCGCAGCUCUGCACUCAGCACCAGCACUCCUGGGACCUCCACAGUGGACCUGGGAGCCUCUGUGGCUCCAUUCUCCAUCUCCAGCCCCACAGCUUUGAGCUCCACUCUGGUAUCCUAUACCAUCAACUUCACCAUCACGAACUUGCAGUUCAUGCCGGAUAUGAGCCAUCCAGGCUCCUCCAGGUUCAACAAAACUGAGGCCAUCUUGCAGCACCUGCUUGGUGCUCUGAUGAAGAACACCAGCAUCGGCCCACUCUUCUCUGGCUGCAGACUGAGCUCUCUCAGGCCUGAGGAGGAUGGGUCAGCUACCAGAGUGGACGUUAUCUGCACCCACCGCUCUGAACCCACAAGCACUGGGCUGGACAGAGAGCGGCUGUACUGGGAGCUGAGCCGUGAGACCUACAACAUCACCCGCCUGGGCUCCUACACCCUGGACAGGAACAGUCUCUACGUCAAUGGUUACACCCACCACUUCCUGACCCCCACCCUCGGUGUUUCUGUGGCCUCCACUGUGAUACCAACAAUGUCUUUAACACUCGCACCAGUCUCCACAGCAACUGGCCCCAUCCUAGUACUGUUCACCAUCAACUUUACCAUCACCAACCUGAAGUAUGAGAAGGAUAUGCAUGAGACCGGAUCUCAGAAGUUCAACUUCACGGAGACAGUCCUGCAGAGAGUGCUCACGCCCUUGUUCAAGAAAACUAGCGUGGGCCCUCUUUUUUCUGGCUGCAGACUGAUCUCGCUCAGGCCUGAGAGGCAUGGAGCAGCAACAGGAGUGGAUGCCACCUGCGCCCAGCACCCUAAUGCCACAGGCCCUGGGCUGGAUAGAGAGCAGCUGUACUGGGAGCUGAGCCGCCUGACCCAUGGCAUUACCCAGCUGGGCAGCUACAUCCUGGACCAAGACAGUCUCUAUGUGGAUGGUUACACCCAUCGGAUCCUGGCCACCACUGCCAGAACUUCUGUGGUACCUGCCAUCACUGCUUUGAUGCCUACCUCCUCCUCCAGUCCCACAGCUGCUAGGCCUGUCCGGCUGCUGUCCUUCACCCUGAACUUCACCAUCACCAACAUGGCCUAUGUGGGAGACAUGCAGCCUGGCUCUGCGAGGUUUAACGGCACAGAGUCAGUUCUACGACGCCUGCUCCAACCCCUGUUCACCGCCAGCAGCAUCGGCUCCCUUUACAAUGGCUGCAGACUGACCGCACUAAGGCCUGAAAAUGGUGGAACAGCCACUGCAGUUGAUGCCAUAUGCACCUACCACCCCGACCCUGCAGGCUCUGAGCUGGACAGGGAGCGCCUCUACUGGGAAUUGAGCCGCCUGACCCAUGGUGUCACCAAGCUCGGCUCCUACAUCCUAGACAGAGACCGUCUUUAUGUCGAUGGUUUCACCAGACCAGUGUUGACCUCCACCCCAAGUGUGGCUGAGACUUCUACACUCUCCUCAGGAACCUCUGCAGCUCCAAAUACAGUAUCAGGCCCCUCUCUGGUGCCAUUCACCCUAAACUUCACCAUCACUGACAUGCCUUACACGGAGAACAUGAAGCCUUGGGGCACCUCGGAAUUCAAUACCACAGAGAAGGUUCUCCGAGGACUGCUUGACCCCUUGUUCAAGAACACUAGCGUCAGCCUUCUGUAUUCUGGCUGCAGACUGACUUCGCUCAGACCCAAGAAAAAUGGCUCAGCCACAGGCAUAGACAUGCUGUGCACCUAUCACCUGGACCCUGUGGAUUCCAUGCUGGACAGGGAGCGUCUGUACCAGGAGCUGAGCCAGCUGACCCAUGGCGUCACCCGGCUGGGCAGCUACACCCUUGACCCCAGCAGUCUCUACGUCAGUGGUUACACCCAGCAGACUGCAGUCCCCACAGCCAGCACCACUGAACCACCCCUGAUGCCUUUCACCCUCAACUUCACCAUCACCAACCUCCCCUAUGAGGAGGGCAUGUGGCCUCCAGGGUCCUGGACGUUCAACAGCACAGACAAGAUCCUGCAGGACCUGCUCAAGUCUUUGUUCAAGAACACUACUGUAGGUUCCCUGUACUCUGGCUGCAGACUGAUCUCCCUCAGGCCCAGGAAGGACAGAGAAGCCACUGGAGUAGAUAUGAUUUGCACCUACCACUCCAACCCUGCAGGCCCAGGACUGGACAGAGAGCAGUUAUAUUGGGAGCUAAGCCAGGGGACACAUGACAUCACCCAACUGGGUCCCUACACCCUGGACGAGGAGAGCCUCUACGUCAAUGGCUAUAACCACCGGAUCCUGAUGACUACCACCAGCACAGCUGUGACCACCAUGUCUUUCCCAGCACCUUCUCCAGCUCCAUCCCCUACAACCAAACCCACAGCCAGUGGUUCUACCAUUGUCCUGGUCAUGCUCAACUUCACCAUCACCAACAUGCGUUACACAGAGGAAAUGGGGAACCCAGGCUCCUUGAAGUUUAACUUCACUGAGAGGAUCCUUCAGCGCCAGCUCAAGUUCUUGCUCAGUAAGACCAGUGUUGGGCCGCUGUACACUGGCUGCCAUCUGGCUGCACUCAGGCGUGAGGAAGGUGGAGCAGCCACAGGAGUAGGCGUCAUCUGUGCCCUCCGCUCUAACGCUGCAAGCUCUGGGCUGGACAGAGAGAAGCUGUACAGGGAGCUGAGUCAGGAAACCCAUGGCGUCACCCAGCUGGGCCACUACACCCUGGACCACAGCAGUCUCUAUGUCAAUGGUUAUACCUUUGGAGGCACAGCUGCGACACCCACCACCAAGGAGGUCCACCAGGGGAUACUCACGGUGAACUUCACCAUCAACAACCUCCGCUACGCAGCAGACAUGGGCCGUCCUGGCUCCCUCAAGUUCAACAUCACAGACACGGUCAUGCAGCACCUGCUCAGCCCUCUGCUGCAGAGGAGUAGUCCGGGUGUCCAGUACACAGGAUGCAGGCUCUCCGCGCUGAGGUCUGUGAAGAACGGUGCCCAGACACGGGUGGAUAUCUGCUGCACCUACCAGCAGUCCCCCAGCAGCUCAGGUCUGUCUGCCAAGCUGGUGUUCCAUGAGCUGAGCAAGCAGACCCGCGGCAUCACCCGGCUGGGUCCCUACGCUCUAGACAAAGACAGCCUCUACCUCAAUGGUUACAAUGAACCUGGUCCAAAAGAGCCUCCCACAACUCCUGAGCCAACCACCAUACUCUUGCCAUCAUCAACGUCUGCACAGCCAGAAGCCACAACAGCCACGGGGCACCACCUGAAGAUCCUCACACUCAACUUCACCAUCUCCAACCUCCGACAUUCACCAGACAUGAGCAGUGGAUCAGCCAAGUUCAACUCCACCGAGAGGAUCCUCCAGUACCUGCUCGGACCCUUAUUCCGGAAGACCAGCCUGGGCUCCCUGUACGCAGGCUGCAGGCUAACCUCCCUCAGGCCUGAGAAGGACAGAGAAGCCACUGGUGUGGAUUUAAUCUGUACCUAUCGUCCUGACCCCACGGGUUCCGGGCUGGACCGUGAGCGGCUGUACUGGGAGCUGAGCCAGCUGACCCACGGCAUCACGCAGCUGGGCAACUACCCCCUGGACCAGGGCAGUCUCUUUGUCAAUGGUUACACCCACCAGACUUCAGUGACAACCCCCAGAGGUUACACCCACCAGACUUCAGUGACAACCCCCAGAGGCCACGUAACCCAGAAUGUAACCUCCUGGAGCAAGUACUGGCUAAGUUUCCACAUCGUCAACUGGAACCUGAGCAACCCAGACCCUGCAUCCUCUGAGUACGCUGCCUUGCUGAGGGACAUCGAGGACAAGGUCACCACACUCUACACAAGCAGCCAGCUACAAGAUGUCUUCCAGUCCUGCUGGGUCACCAAUGUGAUGUUGGACUCCAAGUUGGUCACUAUCAAGUUAGUUUUCUACUCCCAUCUGGACCCCAACCUUGUGAAACAAGCUUUUCUAAACAAGACCCUGAAUGCUUCAUCUCACUGGCUGGGUGCCACUUACCAGUUGACGGACAUACAUAUAACAGAAGUGGAGCCACCAGAAAUACCACCAAUCUUUUCCAGCUCCCAACAAUUCCAGCUGAAUUUCACCAUCACCAACCUACCCUAUUCCCAGCACAUCUCCCAGCCAGACACCACCCAACACCAGCAUAACAAAAGAAGUGUUGAGAGUGCGCUCAACGAACUUUUCCAAAACAGCAGAAUCAAGAGCUAUUUUUCAGACUGUCAAGUUGCAGCAUUCAGGCCUGUCUCUCACAUCAACCACACUGCAGUUGACUCCAUAUGCAACUUCUCACCCUUGACUCGAAGGCUGGACAAAAUUAUUAUCUAUGAAGAAUUCCUGCGAUUGACCCAGAAUGGUACCCAGUUGCAGAACUUCACUCUGGACAGGAGCAGCGUUCUCGUGGAUGGGUAUUCUCCCAUCAAAAAUGACUCUGUGACUAGAAACCCUGGUCUCCCCUUCUGGGCCAUCAUCCUCAUCUGCUUGGCGGGGUUCCUGGCGUUCAUCACCUGCCUCAUCUUCUGUUAUCUGGUGGCUGUCUGCCGACGGAAGAAGGAGGGAGACUACCAGGUCCAGCGCCACCGCCUGGGCUAUUACUUCCCACACUUGGACCUGAGGAAGCUGCAAUGAUCCCCUCUCCCAGGGAGCUCCUCUGUCCUACCCUGAGUGCAAAGAGGAAAUAAACCACACUGGUCAGACACAGCCUCGGACCGUGCUCGCCAUUGCCCCUGACUGGUUCCCAGGGGACAGAGUGAGACGUCUUCCUCCUUCGUUGAGGCCACUUUUAGUUGUGUCUUGGGGUUUCAUGCUCUACCAUCCCUCGGGGACAGCAGAGUUAGAAAUUGCCAUUGUACAAAAUCCACAUCCUGCAUCAAUGUGAGAUCUCCUCCCCCCGUGACUCCCCACCUGCCUGCGCUUGACUCUACUGCCAGGCUUCGUGGAUCUGUUUCUCCAGCCCUGGCUGUCUCAAGCUUUCUCUCACCCUGCUUCAUUCCCUGAGAUUACCUUUACCAAGACUUUCAGGAGAAUCCUUUCCUUAUCUACUAUGUGAGUUCAGAAAGAUGGGAAACAGUCCAAGAAGGAAACGAGUCUGUCAUAAAUGAUUCCACAACCAGCUUUGGAACUUGGGAGCUGGCAUGAUCAAAUUUCCAGAAAGCUUGAGUCCAGGAGUCACACUAACCCUGCCCAAAGAUGUCUGUUUUUGACCUAAGAUGAAUAAAACUUGAGGGGGAAUCAUCUAAGGGAAAAAAGGGACAGUCUCUUUUACAUCUUUCCCUGCACUGAGAUAAUCACAAGUAGACAAUUACAGCCAAGCUUCCCAGGUGCCAGGCCAGCUGCUCUAUUCUGUAUUUGUUGGAAUUGGUGGCAUGAUCCGUUCAUUUUUCAGAUCACCGUGAGGGUCCUCAAAUCUUACCCAGGGCAAAGAAUUAAAAUUAGAGUAACGCCAUUCAUUCCCACCUUCUGGAUGUGUGCUUUGUACUCUCACUCUUGAGCAGUCUGUCUCUGAGAAUGCACUGUGGGGAUGAUUGUAAUGACAAUAACUCUCGCUUACUAAUGACAGCCACAUGUGCAUUAACAACAAGGGCACAUUCAGAGAGAUGCGUCAUCCUGUCUUAUGAGCCUGUAAUUGUGGGUGUGGUCUGUGGUUGGUGGAGAGCCCAUCAUGUGGCCCAGGACUGCACUUACUGCCUGCUAAGCACUAUGACAGGCACACGCUGCGUAUACUAACUCUGUUCUACUCUCUAUUUGCUGUGCUUUGAACUCAUUCUCUCCAAAAUUUAUGUAGUGGAAACCAAAUCCCCAAAACAACAGUAGUGGAGGUGAGGGUGUCUAAUGUGAAGCCUCUGUCCUACUGAAUGAUGCUAUAAAAGGGGGCUGAUGGGCAUUGGUUUUCUCUAUUUCUUUUCUUCCCUAUGAAGACUCAGCAUCAUUCCUCUUCUGCCUUUCCCCCUUCUACAAUUGGAGGAUUAAGUAAGAAACAUAAAAGCCCUCAUUAGAAGCUGGCAUCUUGAUCCUGGGAUUCCCAGCUUCCAAAACUGUGACAGAAUAAAUUUUUGUUCUUUAUAAA
This is a messenger RNA of Cavia porcellus (domestic guinea pig), 38590 nucleotides long. RefSeq names its product mucin 16, cell surface associated (gene Muc16). The coding region runs from base 1 to 37152 and encodes 12383 amino acids. The transcript has 76 exons. Lineage: Eukaryota; Metazoa; Chordata; Mammalia; Rodentia; Caviidae. The record is from RefSeq and is a predicted model, not a curated record.